UGUGGAAAGAUCGAAGGUCCGGCACCCGGUAACGGCUGGGCCGAGCUGUUCAAGCUGUUAAGAAUAUUGUCAGAAUCGUUUCCAAAUUUCUCCAGUCAGAAAUUCCAGAAUUGCCAUCCCAACAGAGUGAUAGGGCGUUACAUUCCUAGAAGGCGGGCGACAAAGGAAAUUCGCAGCAUGGGAACAAUGGCGGUGAAGGAUACUCUGCUAAUGGACGACAGAGGAGAAGAGAUAUUUGUUUACUGCAUAACUCAGGCCAGGAUCGGACCCGAACGAGGAAAAGCGAUGUAUUUACACGCGGGCUUUGGCGACGAGAGACAAGGGGAAGCGACGACUGGCGGAAGGUGCCGAAGCUGCAUAAAGCAAGUUACUGCCUCUACAACGCUUCAUAGCUGGAAAACACUACGGCCCAAAUCCAUGAAGCAGAAGCAACAGCAGAAGAAGAAUAAAAGAAGAAGUAGAAAAGAAGAAGAAGAAAAGAAGAAGAAGAAAAGAAGAAGAAAAGAAGAAGAA
Gryllus bimaculatus (two-spotted cricket) is the source of this 513-nucleotide messenger RNA. The record is from the annotation of a GenBank genome assembly. Lineage: Eukaryota; Metazoa; Arthropoda; Insecta; Orthoptera; Gryllidae.